CCGAUGAAGCCGCUACCGGUCUCCAUAGCGACGAGACCCCGGAAAUACACACCGUGAUCAGCUUACUGCUUGUUUAUCGGACAGAAACAAAUUCAUAUCCGUGGUGUUUUCUUUCUGUCUUUUUUUUUUUGAGCGUGUAAAUAUGUCGGAGCUUGAGGUUGAAGCGCAACGGGAACCGAGAGACAGCAGCAAGAAGAAGAAAAAUAAAAAGAAAGAGAAGCGAAGGGUAAGUGAGGAGGACGAGGAGGAGGAAGAGGAGCGGAAACAAGAGGAAGAAAAAGGUGAGAGUGUGUUGAUGCGAGGGAUCUUCAAAGUGGGGAAAAAGAGCCACGAUGUCCUGCUCACGCACACCAGGCUGACAUGGACCCCCAUCGUACCAGAGAGUCCCACAGGGGAAGAGAGUGUGCCGCAGGCAGGCGAGGUGCUGCUGCAGGACGUUUUCGCAGUGAAGGUGAAGAGGAGGCGAAUGGCGGGCCAGCAGUCGGGCGGAGCUGUGCUCGGCCUCGCUCUCUUCCACAGCAGGAGGAGAGGACGGAGGCUGGAGGAGGACACGCUGCACCUCCACAACGCCUCCGCAGAACACACACACUCCUGGUAUAACACUCUGAAAGAACUGCUCACAGGGUUCAGCAGCCGGCCCAGGUAUGUGAAGGUGUUUAUCAACCCGAGCAGCCACAAGAAGGAGGCCGUUCACAUCUACAGAGACCAUGUGGCUCCUCUUUUUAAGAUGGCCGACGUCCGCACUGACAUCACAGUAACUGAUAGGAAGGGUCAUGCUCUCUCAGUGAUGAAGGAAUGCAAACUGGAUGAAUACGAUGGGGUGGUGUGUGUCGGUGGGGACGGAUCGGUGGCAGAGCUGUGCCAUGCUUUGGUUCUCCGAGCUCAGCUAGAUGCAAAUUCUCCAGAAAACCCAGUGAGAGCAGCUCUGCCGCUGGGGAUCAUUCCUGCUGGUUCUACAGAUGUGGUUUCCUGUUCAGUCCAUGGAGUCAGAGAUCCAGUCACAGCAGCUCUCCACGUUGUUCUAGGUCACCUGCAGCAGGUGGACAUGUGCAGCUUCUCGUCCAGCAGUCAGCUGGUGCAUUUCGGGUUCUCUGCCAUGUUUGGUUUUGGCGGCCGGAGCUUAGCGAGGGCAGAAAAGAAGAGGUGGAUGUCAUCGUCACGGCGACGAGAAUAUGCCGUGGUGAAGACCUUGGCCAGGCUGAGGCCAGAGGACUGCCAGCUGUCAUUUCUACCUGCAAAAAGCUCAGAAAGAAGUUUGUUUGGACAACAAGAACAGGGCAAAGACAAAGAACUGGACACGGAGUCAGAGGAGUCUUGGAUGACCAAUCAGGGUUUGUAUCUCAGCAUCAGCGUCAUGUCUAUCCCCUGUCUGAGCCCACACGCGCCUCAGGGAUUGGCUCCAAACACCAGUUUAGACAAUGGCAGCGCCUCACUGAUCGCAGUAGGUAAUGCUUCCAGAUCAGAGUUCAUCAAGCACCUCAAGAAGUACAGCAGCUCUAGUGGACAGUUUAGCUUCCCCUUCGUGGAGACGCACUCCGUGUCGGCGGUGAGGAUUCGACCCCGAUCACUGAUUGGCUGGUCUGAGGAGGAGAGCGAAGACGAGGGAGACUCCAAAAAUACACCCAUCAUCCAAUCAGAACGAGCCGCUCUGCCCUGGAACAUCGACGGAGAGCUGGUGGAGAUCGCCAAUGAAGUGCUCAUCAGGUGGGACUGGCUGUGUUUCAGGAGUAAAACCCAAAUCACUAGUGAUUCCAUGGAUUUAUUUGAGAAACGCUGUUAUGUCAAAUGAGGUCAGUUCACCCAAAGCACCGUCUUUUUCUUCGUGUGAGUAUAGAAAGGUUCUUUAAAUGCAUCUGCUUCAGCAAAAAAACUUUCACUCACACCAUAAAACAAUCAACCACGACUAAAGCUGGCCAGUUUUAAGUAAUUCUGAAUGUAAAGCAGCUUCCCUGUUGGCACCCUUGAUAAAGAUUUGUAAAAAGACGAAAAAAGAAUCAACUCGGGCAAAACAUUUGACUGUUUAUUUCCUCACUUUUGAUAUAAUUUCUCUAAAUCUGCUAGAUGAAGUCAGUUUGUAUUAAGUCUCCCUUCCAACAUCUAUAAAGAGGUUCCACAAGGUGCUGAGUUGGGUUCCUGGGUAGCCAUGCACAUGUGUUUAUGUGCUGAGGAGACACAGUCAGACAUGCUGUUUCUCUUCCUUUAUUGCCUUUUGGAGUAAUCACUCUUUUCUAAAGUCUUUUAUCCUCAAGCACCCAUAUUAGUACUCUUCAUCCGUUUAAGGUCAAAUAAAAAUAAAAAAAUCCUGUCAUAAAUAUGAGCAGCUUUCCACUCAGUUACGCUCUCUUGUGCUUGCAGACACACUAUCUUGGGUUGUGGUUGCCACUGAAUAUACAUUAUUAAUUGGUACUGGGUUCUUUUAAGUGGCAUUGUUGCUGUUGUGUUAUUUGUCACUGUGUUUCUCAGUUGCCUUUUUUCUCUUUCUUUCUUCUCCAUUGCUUUUCCAUCUUGUGUAUUUUGAUUUAAAUGAAACCACUGCAAUUUCUAAUAAUGUUUUUUUUUUUAAGUAAAGAACAGAGAAAACUGUAGUGCUCCAUUUGUAAAAGUACAUUUG
Molecule: messenger RNA, 2611 nt
Organism: Poecilia reticulata (guppy)
Lineage: Eukaryota; Metazoa; Chordata; Actinopteri; Cyprinodontiformes; Poeciliidae
Source: RefSeq, a predicted model, not a curated record